Molecule: messenger RNA, 3106 nt
Organism: Mollisia scopiformis
Lineage: Eukaryota; Fungi; Ascomycota; Leotiomycetes; Helotiales; Mollisiaceae
Exons: 6
Coding region: 242-2917 (891 amino acids)
Source: RefSeq, a predicted model, not a curated record
GGCCGUUAUAUAUCACGUACACACAUCUCCGGAAUUGCUCCAAAUUGUGGAGUAAGUGUGCCCGGAAAUCUCACUCUUCUUCACCGUGAUCAUUUUCAGUUCUCGUUCUCGUUAACGUUCUCGGUGCCGUGGAUCUGCGUGCUCUGAUUGGCUGUCUCGGAUCUGAGAUCAUCGUCGUUUUCGGAAUUGGAGAGGAAGAGAGACAGACAGAGUGAUAGAAUUAUACGGGUAGCUGUACAAGAUGGCGGACCGAACUUCAAGUAGAAAGACCACCCUUGGUCUUGGUCAUCAUCACAAUCACAAUUCCCAAGCCAGGCACGAUUGCAGGAGCUCGUCGACGAGAAAAUUCCUCCCGCCUCAGUCCUCUCCCUCGCAACCGUAUCGUCCACCUCUCCCUCCCAUCACUCUGCUCCAGCAGCCUCAUCUCCCGGUCCUAGAUACUCCUAGUACUUCCUACCACCAGUUCCCUGGCGUUUCGAAUUUCCCCGGUCCCCCAGGUCCAGGUCCAGGCUUCUCGUCAUUCAUGGCUCUCCCUCCUCCGCUUCCAAUACCUGUUUCGGUCCCCGCCGCUUACCAAACCACCACCACCACCACCACCACUACGACAACAGAGAUCGAUGUCCUGAUGCAAAGCAGUAGUCCGGACUACGCAACCACCAACACCGAGGGCGAUGUCAGCUUCCUCAUGUCCUCGCACUCGGACAUCGAGCUCGGGUUUAGCAGCAGUAAAGCAUUUCCGCUCUCGCCCGGGUCGUCUUCAACUACGACCGGGACGCUGAGUUUCUUGACCACGGCGGGAGGCACGCCCAGUGUGGUUACGGAGGACUUGUCGGUUUCUGGGACGGGGAGUGGGAUUGUGACGGGUGGGUACGUGAUGGUUAGUCAUAGGAGGACGUAUUCGGAUCAGAGUAAUAGGAGUUCGGGGGAGGGAGGGGGUUUGUAUAGUACGCCGGAUGAGGAGUGGGUUGAGCAUCAGGGGGAGGUUUGGGGCGCUGUUGGGACGGGAGCUGCCGGGCAGAGGCAGGAGUUUGCGGUUGAGGUUGAGAUGGAGGGAGGAGAUGAGGAGGCGAGGUCAAUGCCUCAUGAUCCAAAGUUGGUGCUGUAUAGUUUGGGUACUAAUGAGCCAAGACCGGUUGAGAAUCCGUAUCAAUACCAACAAGUCCAAUCAAGUGGGUAUCAAGAUGCUGCUACCUACCAAGACCAGAAUCAAUACAGCUAUCAGACUGUCAAUCAUCAGGUCUUCGUGCAGACCUCAGGCCCAGCUAAGGUUUCAUCUGAUGGCCCAUGGAGUCCUGUCGCUCCACAGGUUCCUGUUUACGACUCUGGCUAUGUCGCCUUCCUUCCAUCACCUGGACCUGCUGGCGAGCAGGACUCGGAAACAAGUCAGAGUAGGGCAUCCAGUGCCACUCACUCUCCGCAGCCUGGAGACUCCUCGGUGUCGAAGCGGCGGUCCAAGAAAGCUGGUGGGAAGGGAAAAGAGAAAGAUGUUUCUGGCUGGGAGCACACUGUUGUCUCGAAAGGCGGCUUGCAGUUCGUGAGCGAGAAUGUGAAGGAGGAGGUGGACGUCAGAAGUGGUAUCCGCAAAGGAAAGUUAGAUCCCGAGACGGCGGAAAAGGCGAGAAGGAUUAGGAGGAUGAAGGCUUGCUGGAAUUGUUGGAUCCAGAAAGUUCCUUGCUCUGAAGAGAAGACAUGCGAGAGAUGCACCAAGCUGUUCUCGCCAGUCGCGGAUCAACUCUGCUGCAGAUCUGGGUUCAAGGACUAUGAAUCUACAUUCUUCCCAGAUUACCUCCAUGCUCACUUCAAGAAAAAGAAAAUAGAGGAUCUCAUCUCCGAGCAUACUAGCGGGUUCAGUAACACAGUCUUGGUCGUUGAUGUCUCGACUGGAGGACUUUUCAAGGCAAUGACUCUGACCGCCAAUGUCUUUAAACCCAAGACACGGGAGUUACUUCGACACGCGAGUCUUGUCAGUCAGCCUGGGCAAGAUUCUCAGUUGGUUGAGCGAUACAGUGCGCCUGUGGGUAUACUGGGCCUCUCGCCACCAGAGAUGAAGAAACUUUGUACGGAACACAUUGAUGAGAUGAUAGCGAACCCAUCGUAUGCUGCACAAGCAACAGCGGGUGACGACACCAAGCUGCCUUGUGAGAUCCUGGAGAUUGUCCGGAAGUAUUGUUCGAAGAAAGACAUACCUCUCGUCCAAAACGCUUUAAAGAUGCAUGCCAUCCACUACUUCAUGAGCACACUCAUCACAUUCUCUGAGGAAUCAGCUGAGAAAGUGUCUCGAUCUAUACGGAACUACGAUGCACUUCUCGAGCCGUACUUGUCUUCGAGACUCCUCAACAGACAGAUAAAGUAUGUCAUGCAUAAAUUGCACCGCGAACUCACCAUCGAGGUGCUUGAGGGACUCGAGCGAUCUUUGCGGGCAAGAACAAAAGACUCCUGGGGACCAUCAUUCUGUACAAUCCUCAUUCUGUGCUUGUGUAUCGAGGAUCUGCAGAUCGCGGCAGAUACGAUGGUUGUCUGCGACAUGCUGAAAAAAGGGAACGAAUCACAGUAUACUCGGGAUCAAAGCUACCAAGUCUGCCUUGCGUUGGACGAGUAUCCCUUCUCACAGUGCAAGCGGCUUUUCCACGACAUCUACAAAUCGCACAAGGAAGCGAACGGUGGUGCUCGAGAAGGAGGCUUCAAUCCUUUGCGAUCCGUUCAUGAGAAAACCAGUACAGGUUUGGAUGCCACCACGGAUGCAAUGGUCAAAUCGGUGUACGGGGUUGUGGAGGAGUCUUACGAUGAGAUGGUAGAGCUUUCGAAACGAAUUGCGACGAUCGAAUUUGGAUAUACGGUGAAGCCGAAGGACAUCAAAACCAACAAUACUGGGAGAUUGGCUUCUGAUUUCCUCAGGUCCUUCUUCCCUGAUAGCUGAGCGCUGGUUCGUGAGCUACAAUGAUGAUGAACAAACAACAUGAUGUGAUGCAGCGAUGGAUGAUGUGAAGGUUCGAUAAUAUUCAUGUCCAUAUAUUAUUAGGGUUUGGUACGGGCGCAACGGAUUUUAGAAGAUUAUCAAGGUGCAUGAAAUCCCAGGAAAAUUAAGACCAUUUCCUUGAUCGUGUAG